UCAACAUUCCAAGAAAGCAGCCAUGUCCGGUCAGGCAGCAGUGUAACAGAUGGGCCAGGUCUUACACCUGCUUCAAUCCAGUCUUACCACUAUGAAGGAGGUGGUAGUGGAACUGCUGACUAUGACCUGGUCACAGGUGUUCACUCCAAUUAUCAGAGUAACACCCUAACAGCUGGAGGAGGCAGCCUUGGUGGAAGUUCCUUGGGCUAUUCUGGUGGUGUUAGUGGUGGUGGUGGGUGGUGGUGCUGGGGGAUUUUCAACUAUGUCAUCCAGCUAUAACUACUCUGUGAAGACUGUACGAACAGUGUCAGGUCAGCAGCAGAUGAUUGGCUAUGCAGGUGCUCCUCAUAUUGGUGUACCUCCUGGUGCCCUGGGGGAGGAAGUCCGUGUGGACUGCUGCCUUAUGACAAAUGAUGGUCGUAGUGUGGUGACAGGCUCAAGCCUAGGCCCACCCCAAGUCUGGGACAUGCAGACUGGAGAGCUAUUGCGGAUCAUGCGUGGAGAGACUGUGGGAUCUACCAAUCUCCACCUGGCAUGUAAUGACAGGCUACUAGUUGGAGCCAUUAAUGCUGACUUGGAGGUCAACCAGUCCUCUAUUCCCAAGGGUGUGCACAACUAUCUGCUGCAGAUAUGGGAUUUCAGCACUGGCCAAGCUUUAGAAAUGGCAGACCUAGAGGUGUGUUCAGCUCUAGCAAUGAUGAGUGACAAUGAUAAGGUGGUCUUUGGGCGUUCAGACAAGUUUGGUGGUGGUACCAACAUUGUGGUCUGGGAUCUGCUUGGAAAUCAGCCUAUCAAGCACAUGCGCUUUGAUGCACCCAUUGGCAACAAUGAUUAUGUUCACUUCCUUGCCCUAUCUCAGAAUGACAGGUAUGUCGUCGCUGGUUUUACCAACAGCUUUGACAACUUUGCGGAGUUUGUGGUGUUUGAUAUGACCCUUACUUCCUACACAGUCUCAGACCCCUCCAUUUUGCGCCUUGAUGCUAGUCCAGAAUGCACUGCAGUGCUGCCCCGUGAUGAAGCUGUCACUGGACUUCGCAAUGGGGACCUUGUGAUCUGGAGUCUUCGCACUGGUCAACCUAGCCGUCAGUUGCUGUCUGGGUCAGGUCGCCAUGCCCAUUCACGAGAGGUCAAAGCUGUUGCCAGGUCAGAGGACAACAAGUUCCUAGUUUCUGCUUCUGCAGAUGGUACUCUGAAGGUGUGGGACGUUGAAACUGAGCGUCACAUCAAUACUUUGAAUGGACACACAGAUGAGGUUUGGUGCUGUGCCAUAUCCCCUGACAAUGAAAUUGUGGUGUCUGGCUCCCGAGACAAGACCAUUCGCUUGUGGCGCCUUAAGAGUGGUACAGAAAUAUGCAGCUUCAAUGCAGGUGUAGACAUCUUCCAUGUCACAAUGUCUCGGGACAAGUCAGUCAUUGUUGCCUUGGGUGACAAGCUUGGAGCCCGCAAGCUGAUCAUGUUGCAGGUUGUGCGUACCAAAGUGCGCCGACAGAUCAGCAGUUAGAUAACCUGGGCCUGCCAAGAGUUAUGUGGCAUAGGGAGAGCAUCAUUCACUGCUUGAGGCCUCCGUUAAGGAUUUAUUUGCAACCCUUGGAACGCUUUUUGGAAUUCUUUGCUAAUUAUACAGAUAAAUUUCUCUCGAGUUUGUUUGGAGCAUGUGUUCAGCUGUUGCCAUUUGCAACCUACAUUAAGAGAAGCUUUAAAAUAUUUAACUGAUUAAACGAACUGAUAUUCAGUGUAUAGCCAACAGUUGUAUUUUAUUCUUCUUGAUAAAAUUUUAAAGCAUCUCAAUUUUGGCAUACUCUUUUUGAAAAAAAGAAUAGUAUAAGUAUCCAAAUGCAGUGCUGUUGAUACUACUUUUUUUCCUCCCAGCUUUCUGCUGGGUUUUCUAAUCUUUGUUAAAAAUACUGUUGUUCCCUCAGCAGCAGGUAACAGUACGAAUGUUUCAUUUUGCUUGUUUCAGACACUGCUUAGGAUAGUCCUUAAAUACAUCUGUUUAGAAUGAUAAUAUUUAAAGUGUGUGAUAGAAAUAAUAUUAUUUAACAACAAACCUCCUGUGGAUCAUUAAAUCUUGUGAAUUUUCCCAACAGCUGGGUCUUCACAUUAAACUCAGCCAUGAUAUUUUACUUGCUUAUGCCUUGUGUUUGGAAUGUAAUGAAGAAUUAUGUUUCUUUCCCUUCCUAUGGUAGGGUUAAAAGAAGUAAUAAGUGAAUAUUUUACUUUAAGAGACUCUGGGAUGCAAUACAAUGGUAAACACUGUAUUGAUUUCCCCUACUAGAAUCCCGUACUGUUCCAUCUUUAUUUGUGGCAGUCAUGAACAUCAUCCAUUUGUUCUGUCAGUGUAAUUAUAUGAUUUCUACCAAAUUACCUCUAAAGAUCUGUGAAGCAACUGCAAAAACCUAAUUUUACUCUAGAAAUAGACAUUUCCCCAGCUAGCCAAUCUAGCAGUAGCAUAUUCAUCUAUUUUUACAUUUUUAAAAUUCAGAAUACAUUGGGGUCUUUUUCACCAUUUAUUUUUUGUGUCAUGUUCAGGUCCUCUUUCGUGCUUCUGAGUUUGUUGCUUUGUCUGCUAGGAGGAAAAAACUGCUGUUUCCAGGGAGAAAGUGUUGCCAUUGUAAAUGCCCCGCUCCAACUGCUGUUUCUCUGCUAUUAUUCUCCUAUUUUUCAGAUUACCAGUGUUUGUUACACUGUUGAUGAAUGAUAUAAGAGAUAAACUAGAUGCAGAGAAAAAAAUUUUAAUUUGCCCAUAAAAGACUUUAAUUUUUAUCAAGAAUGUCAGUUCCUGAUAUUUCAGUUACUACAAUAUUUUUCAGUUUAGUGAUUUGCUUAGUCUCAGUGAUGAUUUAAGCUGAUCCCAUUCUGCAGCGUUAUUUUUAUAGAUGCUAUAAAUAAAGGAAUAUGAUGAACUAAAUAAUACACUGUUUAAUGGCUGUAUGUGUGACUGGACAUUUCCUGGAAGGAUUAUUAAGAACGAAAUCUCCAAAGAAAAUGACUGAUUUAGAGAUUCACGAAGAACUAAAACACCCCUUCUUACUUCUCUAACCAGUAGGCACAUGGAAUCUCACGACUCAAAGAGAAUGUGAAUAUGAUAAUUUAUAUUUACAAAUGUGUUGAUGCCUGAAGAAAUAUUACAAGUGAUCGUGAUUGCUAAAAUUGUAUGUAUGUGGUAUAUCUGAAUGUGAUAUAAACAAACAUUAUAUACACUGGUGCUAAUUUUUCUACUUUCACACUGUACUUUGAUCACUGUGUAUAAUAGCACUGAUUACAGGUAUGUAUUGUAGAUGUAGCAUGUAAUUUGAUUGCGGUAAUUUUAAAGAGUAAUCAUGGUGACUGUUAAAGAUUUUACUUCCUAGUUUUUACAUUUUAUUUACAGCAUUUUACAAGAAAUCAUGACACAGCUACCCAAUUCAAGCAGUGCAUAAUAGGAAACAAAAUCUUUAGAGGAGUCAUCUUUUACUUAAACAGCAAAUUUUUGAGAUGAUUGAAAAGUUGGAUGGUCUUCUACCCACCUGCCAAGUCACUGAUAACCAAUAUCUAUAUAUAUUUUUUUAAAUAUGUGCAUACAUGCAUGAACACUCACUCUCAUACAAAGACUGAUUUUUUUUCAUUAUUAUUUUUUUUUUUGUGGUUACUUUUGGUGUUUGGUAAAUGUUGUAAAUUUACUUGCAGGUCUUGUUUUGGAAAUUUUGCUAUGCUUGCUUUUCCUGAGUGAAUACUGUGUUGUUUCACUACACUAUUAUUACUGUCAAGUAAUCUGAACAUUUUGUAAUAAAUAUAUGCAAUUACCAAAUCGUU
This is a messenger RNA of Pomacea canaliculata, 3792 nucleotides long. RefSeq names its product vegetative incompatibility protein HET-E-1-like. Gene Ontology annotation, molecular function: protein binding. The transcript is spliced from 7 exons. Lineage: Eukaryota; Metazoa; Mollusca; Gastropoda; Architaenioglossa; Ampullariidae. The coding region runs from base 263 to 1501 and encodes 412 amino acids. The record is from RefSeq and is a predicted model, not a curated record.